ACUGUCCACUUUUCUUACCAGUGACAAUUUCCCGAUAACAUAACCAAAUAAAACUGGUUGAUUUCGAUUAUUUACCGCACUCCAUAUAUAUCGGCUUCAGAGGCGCUUCUAGUCACGAGUCGUGCAUAAUUCCUUUGGAAAAAUUUACACUUCUUUGACAGCCGCACUUCCACAAAAAUGUCGUUACGCUGGGGUAUAGUAUCCGCGGGCAAGAUCUGUCACGAUUUCGUGAACGCUUUCAACUCUUACCCGCAUGUCGGCGACCAGGUUAUAGCCGCGGUUGCCGCGGGCGACCAGGCCAGAGCAGAGCAGUUCGCCAAAACACAUGGCAUUGGAAAAGUGUUCGCCUCAUACAAUGAUAUGGCCAAGAGUAAGGAUGUCGACGUUGUCUACAUCGGCGCCCUCAAUCCGGACCACUACAAUCUGUCCAAGCUAUUCCUGGAGUCAGGAAAACAUGUGCUUUGCGAGAAACCGCUAUGCCUAAACUACAAGCAGUCUGAAAGUCUAAUCAAAAUCGCGAAGAGCAAAGGGCUCUUCCUCAUGGAAGCGGUCUGGUCGCGUUUCGCGCCCUCAUACAUCGCCCUAGAGAAAGAAAUAGCUGCCGGAAAUCUUGGGGAUGUCCAAUUUGUGGAAGUCAAUUUUGGUGUGCCCAUUAUCAGCGUUCCGAGAUUAGGCACAAAGAACAUGGGCGGUAGCGCAGUCCUGGAUAUCGGGAUUUACACGUUACAGUUCGCUCAGUAUAUCUUCAAAGAUGAGCCUAUAACAGUAACAGCGCGGGGUGAGCUCAACGAAGAUGGAGUGGAUAUUGUGGACACUGUCAUCUUGGAGUAUGCGGGCGGUAGACGCGCUGUACUUAACAUUAACGCGACAAUCAAGUUGUGGAACAAAGCCACCGUCGUUGGCACUAAAGGCAGAGCCACGGUUGAAGAUCCCUUCCAUUUCCCCGAGGUGUUGAUAAAGGCAGAUGGCAGUGAACAGAGGUUCCCUCUGCACAAUUUAAAAAUACCAUCUAAUUUUGAAAACAGUGCUGGUUUAGUGUAUGAAGCCCUCGAGGUAGCGAGAUGCAUCAAAGAGGAUCUGACUGAAUCGCCGAGAAUGUCACACCGUGACAGCUUGGUCCUGGCUAAACUUAUGGACACCGUGCGAAAACAAGUUGGAGUUAAGUUUGAUGUAGAUGACAAAGAAUUCCCAUGAAGAAUAAAGUUAUAAAUGUUUACAGAGCUUUUAAUAAAUUUAUAAUUAUAAUUUC
Molecule: messenger RNA, 1249 nt
Organism: Aricia agestis (brown argus)
Lineage: Eukaryota; Metazoa; Arthropoda; Insecta; Lepidoptera; Lycaenidae
Product: trans-1,2-dihydrobenzene-1,2-diol dehydrogenase-like
Exons: 6
Coding region: 178-1194 (338 amino acids)
Molecular function (GO): nucleotide binding
Source: RefSeq, a predicted model, not a curated record